This is a messenger RNA of Prosopis cineraria, 3612 nucleotides long. Its product is annotated as interactor of constitutive active ROPs 4-like. Bases 2038 to 3105 code for a protein of 355 amino acids. Lineage: Eukaryota; Viridiplantae; Streptophyta; Magnoliopsida; Fabales; Fabaceae. The record is from RefSeq and is a predicted model, not a curated record. The transcript has 3 exons.
UCAAAAUCUUUCAAAUUUCACUCUCUUCUUCUCUCUAUUUUCUAAGACUGUUUCUCUAUCCAGCUACUGUGUUCUUCUGGGCAUUCCAUUCCCAUUUCUUCUUCUUCUUUUCUUCUUCUUGUCUCAACUCUCGAAUUACAUAUAACCAUUUGGAGUCUUCAAGCUCACAAGCUAACUCCAUUGUUCUGUCUCCGCAGAUACAGUCAUAAAGUGAUUUUGUUCUCCAUAUGUUUUUUCGAGACUUUGAUGGGACGCAACCUUUCUGAGCAAAUUGAUAAGUUUGAUACUGUCGUACUGAUAUAAUAAGAUAUGCAUACUUCUACUUUAUUUUUGUCCAUUUUUUUAGCAAAGCAUAUGCUAGUGCGUUAUUAUUUAUUGGAUUGAUAUGCUUUUUUCGUCUUCAAGGACAAUAUGUAUGCAUGCGUAUCUGCUUUAACUUUAUCUACCCCAGCUUCGCAGGUCUCACACAUUCAAUGCUUCUGAAUGCGAUUCAUUAAAUAUUUAUUUUCUGUUUUUAAAUAAAGCCUCACACAAUUCUACUCACUAUUAUGCACUUAGAAUCUUAAAUUCAGGUUACAAGGUGUCUCGAUAACCCAGUAUAUUCUGUGUGAAAAAUCUAAUGCAAAAAAAGAUGCAGUAGCAAAUGAAGAAUCAGUAAUUCGCUAUCCUCUGUCUCAGACAUACAAGAUUACACUCUUUUUUAAGUUCAGAGAAAAUAUGGCCUUUUGUCUUUCUUUUCUUUUCUUUUUUUUUGUUUUAAUGAUUUGUGGUAUCAACUUCACUACAUGUUUUUGACCUUUCAGAGAAUCAUAUGCUGUGCAGUUAGAGAAAAGUAGUUUACAUAGCACAGUUGGAGAGAACAUUUGUUUAAAAAAAAAAAAAGUAAAAGGGGCAAACAAUUUAAGGAAAUGAUAUAUCACCAUACCCUCUGUUAGUUGUCAUUUCAAGAAAUGUAAAUAUGUAUAGAUAUAUAUUGAUAUUUGAAAUCUUACAAUAAUUGUGUUACCUACAACAUUCCACUUGUCCUUUAUCACCAAGUUACAUUGAUCCAGUAACUUCUCUAGCUACUGAUUCUCCUGAGGUUGUUCAAAUUACAAUCAUUCAUGUUUCUUCCCAUGUUUUGGUAACAGAACUACUAAAAUUUUUACUGCAUCUAGGUGCAUUAAUGAUUGUUUUUCUGUCGUGAGUCCAUGCCCACUUGAACCAACUAUCUCAACUGAUUCAUUACCUAGAAAUCAUGGUAAAAGGUUAUCAAAUCAGGCAGUAAAAAAGGGGCAACUUUUACAACUUUGCUAGCAGAAUCAGUUUGCCCAUGUGAAUCUGGUUCAUUCGCACUUCACUGUGUGCAAAAUUACUGCUUGAAUUACUUCUUUAUUUUCCAUUGAUGAUGGGACCAUUCUUCAUAUAUUUGCGACUGAUGAUGGACCAGUCACUUUCAACAAUAUAUAUGUAGAAAGAGAGAGGCAAAAUGUACAGCUCUUGAAUAUUUUAACUGAGAAAAAAGUAAAUGAGUAAAGUGGAAUCUCUGGGCUCUGCAUUCUCUGCUCCUGGCAUUAAUAUUAAAGGUGCACUUUUGGCUUGCCAUUGUUGGAACGCAGGACCUGUGUGAUGUGGGGUUCCUUUACUUUUAUUCAUCUGUUUUUUCCCCCUUCUUGAUAUUUUCAGAUCACACGUCUUUCCUGAUUCUAGAUAAGUUUUUGAUAUCUUGGGUUUGAAUCAAUUCUCUUUUUAGUUUAAUAGUCACUUCUUUAGUGAGGUGGCUCCUUCAUGAUAUUGAAAGUUUGAUGCUAUAAAUAUAUUUUUAAAUUAAAAGUUCAUUGGCGAAUGGUGUUUUUUUUUUUUUCUCUUUUUAAUAUCUCGUGACAUUUCUGGAGAUCUGAAAAGGCAGAUUCUGUUCAAGGGAGUUAUAUUUACUUGCUCGCUUAUCUUCUCCAUUCGAACUUCAUAUUUGUUUCUUUCAUCUUUUAUCAGGUAAAAAGUUUUGAGAACAAAUUCUUGGAAGUUUCUGUUCUGUGAUAUUCAUACCGAUCAUAUCAAAUGCCAAGAUCAAGGGGAUCAGAUCUGCCACAGAGGCAAUCUCCUAGAGGUCCACAUCAGCUUCGGACGUCCAGUGCUGACUCUGAUACGCAUCAGCAUCACCGACCAAUCACAGAUCGAAGCCCAAAGCUAGCAGGAGACCGACGAUCUCCAAGAGUCACUCCUCAAUCCGACACAGUCAAUCAGAAGAAGCUAGGCACUCGCAUUGCUGACUUGGAAUCCCAACUUGGUCAAGCACAAGAGGAAUUGAAGCUUCUAAAGGACCAGCUUGCUUCAGCUGAAGCUGCUAAGAAAGAAGCUCAACAAGAGCUAGACAAGAAAGUGGAGAAACCUCCCUCUUCUAAGAAUGUUGUAGAAUCUGACAAAACUGAAAUCACAGUGCCCCAAGAUGAUAAUAACAACCAAGAGACUGAUGUUUUUGAAGUCCCAGUUGAUAAAGAAGCUUUCGAAAAGUCCGCUCCUUUAGCAAUGUCAGAGCCAGAGAAGCCAUCCAUGGAGGAUCUGACACAGAAGAAAGAUGAAGUGAUUACAGAGUUGAAGUCCAAGAUGGAGGAGAAAGAAAAGGAGACGGAGUUAUUGAGUAAAGAAAACGAGGAUCUGAAGAACCAACUGAAAGAAGCAAAAUCUAAACUAUCAGCUGCAGAAACCAAGGAGGAAGAAAUGAUCUUGAGAGUGAGGCAACUGGGGGAAGAACUGGAAGCAAGUAAAGCGAACGGAGAUAAGUUGAGUGAGAAGUUGAAGUGCGUGGAAGCAGAAAAGGGGGCAUUGGAGACAGAGAUGAAGAAGCUGAGGGUUCAGACUGAUCAAUGGAGAAAAGCAGCAGAUGCUGCAGCUGCUGUUCUUGCUGGGGGAGCGGACAUGAAUCCUCGUAUUUCUGAAAGGUGUGGUUCCAUGGAUAAGCAUUUUGGAGGCAUAUUUGAGACCCCUGGCGGGUACAAUAACAAUGGAGGAUUCAUAGUGUCACCUGGUAUUUGUGAGGAUCUGGAGGAUGGGUUUGGAAGUAGCAAGAAGAAGGCCUCAGGGAUCAGAAUGUUUGGUGACUUGUGGAAGAAGAAAGGCCAAAAGUGAUCUUCCAUUCACUAUAUUCAAUUAGGAUUUUAGAUCCUCCGUGUUUCUCGAAAAGUUUUCAAUGUCGAUUUUCUCUCUCGAAAUGCAUGCCUCAUUCCCCCAGGCAUUCUGUUCUUUUAUCUCUGAAAUUGACACUGUCAAUUGUUUUGAGAAGUCGGGGAAGGUUUGGGAUGUGCUGGAUUGGUAAGAAAGAGUGGUGAACAGUUUGCUGACUGUUCUGAAUCUUUCUCAGGUAUUUUGUGUAGCUAAUAUUUAGAAUUUAGAAUCAUUGUGCAUGUAAUCAGAAUUCCAUGGCCUGUGAGUGAGAGAUUGAACUCCUGAAGAAUGUUACAAUAUGAUGUUUUGUUCUGGGCCUUGAUGUAAGCACAAAACUGCCCUCGAUCUAUAUUGGUGAAUGGUGAGACUGGGCCAAAAAAAAAAAAAAUUGGAGAGUGCUCAUAAUGUUGCUCCUGGUGUUAAAAAUAGAAAAAUCAAGAUCAACAGGUUUGGUCUAGUUAAAAAUACUAA